Amoebophrya sp. A120 is the source of this 1290-nucleotide messenger RNA. Lineage: Eukaryota; Dinophyceae; Syndiniales; Amoebophryaceae. The record is from the annotation of a GenBank genome assembly.
AUGGGAAAUUUACUGUGGAUAGCUCGCGAUUCCGCAUAUUUCGAGUCGCUGCUGGGUGGUGAGUUUGAGGAGGCACGGGGGACGAGGAUGAACUACAGAACAACUGGAGGUAGCUCUACUACUAACUCCACCUCCUGUGAGCAGCCACUAAACAUCGUUAUCGAUUUCGAGCACGAGGCGGAUUUGUUUUCGAAAUUGUUGGAGUUUCUGUAUUUCGGUCGCUGCGGCCGGUACCUGGGUUAUGAGGAAGACAACUUCUGGUCGCCUCUUGAUCACUACGCACCGCUCGAAAAUACAAGGCGCGGUCGAUUGAACAGAACGAGGGGUGGCGUUGUUGAUGAUGGGGGUCCUGGUCGUGGUGCCGCAAGUUAUGAGGAUCCGGAACAUGACCAAACAACUGCAGGAGCUCUUGCUAAUGCUAGAUCUUCUGGAGCAUGGUACAAUGUUAAUUUCCCUUUUCGGGGACGAGCAGAACCACAAGCAAUAGGUGUUGUAGACGGGGAGGGGGUGGACAGAGUCAUCUCUGAACAAGACGAAGCGGAUUUGGGGAGCAGGAUCAACAAUGUUACAAAUGGAACUACGCAUGAAGAACAAGAGGAAGACGAUGAGGACGAGGAAACAGAACUGGUAAACAGUUCGACUCCAACAUUACACGCCAAUCUUGAAGUUCAAGAUCAAAAUGGACACGAUGCGUGCACUGGCGAUCGGCCAGUGACAGCGUUGGAAUUGGAAGGAGCAAGAUCAGUACGGGAUCCGGCAGCUGCAGCUGCUUCAUCCGACUCGCCACAGCAAUCCGGAUCUUCUGCGGCCAGGGCUGCGACGUCAUCUCCAUUGCAGCACAAGGAUGAAGGAACUCAUGAGAGCUGCAACGGCGCAGAUGAAGGCCAGCCACUACAACUUGACGAUGCCUCCUCAUCGUCAGCAAGUGGCACUACAAGCGACAUCAAGAUUGAGCCUAUUCUGUUGAGCGAAGAAGGAGCUGCUGCCGCCCUCUCGGCUGCACCCACACCGCCACAGGACAUCAACGAGGCAAGAAGUUCAUCCUCGUCCUCUACUGCUCUUCCUCUUGGUCCUGCUAAGCAAGUCCGGAAAUCGCGUUUCCCUGAAGCGUGCUGGAGAUCCAGCCCGGAGAUCAUGACCGAGGAGGCCGCGGGCGCGGCAGCACUUGUGGGGACGAACAAGAACAUAGCUGGCUCAUCGUCCUGUAGCUCAUCUUCCCGCGGCGGCUCCCCAAGUUGUGUUGACCAGGAGCCAGACAGUCCCCUUGAUCUACUUCCCAUCGUGGCAACC